UAUGCCGCUCGUAUAGUUGCUUUCGAUAUUGCCUUUUCACUUCGGAAGGGCGGAUUAUUCCGUUCUUUCAUUGCUACUCUUUUUCCUUUCACUUUAGUUGCUUCAUAUAAAUAUAUAUAUAUAUAUAUAUACAUUAUAGAAUGAAUCGAUUAAAUGAUCAUAAAGUGGUUGUUGAGGCGUUUUUCCAGGAGCGUCUGGAGGAAAUUGAGGCCGGUGAGCUAGUCACGGUAUUGGGCACGAAGAAAGCUUCGAGGCCCAAACUGCUCAUUCUUUGCCGGCCACUUGACACAUCCGGUAGCUUGGCUAGUCGUGCCUGGACGUUAAAUCUCGUCAGUAUAGGAAAGAAUAAUCGCCCCAAAAUCAAGCAGGCCUUUGCUGCGGACCGCCUCGCCGAUGUCGCACACAACGGCAAUUUUGAUGCAACCUUCAAUUUUGGGGCCAGUGGGAUGCUCUCCGUAAGCUUUGGGUCGCAAAUCCAGCGGGAUAUGUUUUUAGCUACGCUGAAGCGAUUUAAUGAGAUGAAAAGUCGAACAGCACGCGAUGGUGGUCGACUGAAUGCCCGGGAGGGUGUGGAUCUUAUUCACGGAGUGUUGUCGCCAGCGUUCGGCGCCGAAGUCGAUGCUGAUGCAGCGUCUCGAAUUCGUAAGCUAUACCAGGAGAAGCGGAGGAUAUUCUCCACUGAGGAAGAACAACACUUACUGAAAUUUUUGCGCGAAGGUGACUUCGACGAUAUUAAAGGUUUCCAGGAGGAACUGUUCAGUUCUCAAAAAAAAGCGGAACUCGCGGCGUUGGACACGUUGGCGACUUCUGUAGCCUCCUGGGAUGAUAUGCGAAAUCAAGUCAUGAAUCUUAUCCACGAUGUGGAGAGUCUAGAGGGCUGCAUUGAGCAGUUUUCCUCAAACUUGCUUUCUAAAAAAGCAGUAAUUGAGGAAAUCGAGCAUGCUAACAACGCGCUUCGCUGCAGACAACUAAAUCUUAAGAAACUGCAAGGUAUUAUGACUGAACUACGUGACCAGCUGAGUCUUAAGCCUGCCGCGCAAGCCCUUCUAAGGCGUUUGCAGAACGAACCGAACUCCAAUCUCAUCGCUUUCUUUUCAGAAGAAGGUAAUGCUGAGGCCCUGAGCGAAGCCAUGAAGCACAUGCAGCAGAUUUUACACAAUCCUCAACUGGAUUCAGACUAUCCCAUCGCGGCUGUCAGCGAGCGCAAAACGUACUUUCUUGAACAAAGGCGCAUGGUUGCUCAACGAUCUCGCUCCUAUAUAUUUUCCAUCAUUGACGGCUACGAAAAGCUUUAUCUAUCGGAUCGACAGCGCUUCAGUGGCGACGAUCGUCUCGUAUGGCGCUUGCAUAUUGAUCUAAGCCAAAAACUCUUUAGAAUAAAUGACAUUAUUCAAGCCCUUUCUCGCAUUGACAUGGAGGGGUUUGCAAGCACGCUGCGGAAGUACCGCACGGGCAUGCAGAAGGUGUAUCAUGUAGAAAUUUAUAAAUACUUCAAGGGACUACGCAAGCAAAUCAAGAAGGUGAAUCCGUCAUCCGGCCCUUUCCUUUUAGGAUCCUCCGAGAAUAAGGCAGGAGGUCUCAUGAUGAGUACAGAGCUCGGGCAGGCCGGUGGAACCCCACCGAUGUGGCAAGGAUCAUGUAUGCCAUCACCUGCUCUCACUCCCCGAGGGUUAAGCAUAUACGACAAUGUCAAUAGUAGCACUCGAGCCGCAUCAGAAGCAAGCAAUGGUGGUGCUCAGGAUCACGCGCUUUACAUUGAGUUCCCCUCACUCACCGUGCUCAACGGCAUGGUUCUAUACCCUUACUGCACCAUUCACCGGGGUUCAGACACGAGGACGGGGCUGUCGUGCAUUAUUCAUUGCCCGCAUAAGCUUCUCCGUCCCGACCUGACAUUCGCGAUUGCGUUGGAAUCAACCAUGGCAUGCAUUCUACACGAGGAGUUUAUCCUGAACAACUGCUUCGGAAUUACAGAGACAAGCCCCUGCGCGGGUGAAACUGCUCCUCCCGUCAAGGUGGAGCCUGCUAAGACCCCGGUUAUUCACAGUUCCUCAAGCAGUUUCUCCGCUUUCGAAAGUGAUAUGCCAAUGGGCGAUGAGGUUUCUAAAGAUGAGACACGGAAGUCAGGGAAACAGCAGGAAGAUGCCGAUCUAUUUAUAGAGUCCCUUAUCGAAGUGUUCGGCACCGACAUGGCGCGAGUUCAAAUGGAGCCCCUGACAACACCCCGUGGAUAUACGUAUUUUGCGUCCGAUGGGAGGAGGUCGUCGGUGAGGUCGGACUUGGGCCUUCCGCCGCGCUACCCGGCCACACCCGCCACACGUUCUCUAAACGAUUCCCUUAUUUACCGUGGUCACUCCAGGGAAUUUGAUAAUGCCACAAUGCAAGCUAAUCGUAGUGUUGAUACGAUACAUCCGAUUUUGACGCCACAGAUCACCCACAGAAUUCGCAGUAGUUUUCUAGUGGCGGAACUAACAAACUUUACCAAGUUCUUCGCAGAGAAGUGUGAUCGAAUUUACUCUAUCGUUGCCCUUUGUGUGAUCAAGGCAUACUAUCGCAAUCCGAGUAAGCUGAUGGCGAAAAGUACCUUUUGUCAAUGCGUGCUGUGGGAUCUUGAGAAGAUCGUGACCGACGCGAUCAUGCGUUUUGUCGCGGAACAGACCGAAUCCAUCAAUGUGUGCCGUCGGCGCUACGCGGUCCGACCAACCGCGCUGCUUCAUUGCUUUUCGAAGAUGCCGGCCCUUAUUCUGCGAAUGGAAGAAAUACACAAUUCCCUCUCCGAUGAAGUACGCGAUCGUACCCAGUACGCUUCGAUCGUUACGAGCCUGGUCGAUCAAUCUUUUGACGCGCUGGAUGCGGUUACCGCUCUUAAAUCUGCGGCCAGCAGCGGAAGCAACGCGGACCAGGACUCCAAGCUGAACCUAGUGGAGCUGCUCGAGAAGAAGGUGCAUGACGUGAUUGAGCGCCUGAACAGCGACGAAAAUAGGGCUUUAAAGCGUAAUUUUAUUCAACAAUACCGGCACCACGCCUUCUUUUGUGCCUUCUACGUGGCGCUUCCAUCCGGUAGCUAUGCUGCGGAACUGUUGCAUGAACACUACGAGUCCUCAAAAGUUAAGCGAAACUUUUACAGGGAUCUCUACCUGACGCGUGUACUUCUUAUUAGGGAAUUCCCCCAUUUCGGAGUGUUCACGGUUUCUGCCGAAGACCUUUCAGCCGUUUACUCUGACGAGGAGCUGCGACACCACCGAAUGCUCACCGUGGAUGCCGUGAAAAAAGUAUUAGACAAGCUCGAGAAGGAGUUUCGCACUGGUGUGCGGUCAAGCGCAACGAGAAUGAAGAAGCAUUUUUUGCACGAUGUUAUCUCUGGUGGUAAUGAGGAAUCAUUUCAUCGCAGACUGCUCCAGCGUACGUGGCAACAAUUUUCCAAGCUAAUUCUACGGAAGUAUGACUUCUUCAACAGUUUACUUGAAAGGCCUAGUUAUCGUGGUCUUACGGUGACAGUCGCCCGUAGCGAGGUGGUGAAAUUGCUUUCUUCCUUUUAG
This is a messenger RNA of Phytomonas sp. EM1, 3536 nucleotides long. The record is from the annotation of a GenBank genome assembly. Lineage: Eukaryota; Euglenozoa; Kinetoplastea; Trypanosomatida; Trypanosomatidae.